CAUGUGGAGGACAACCUGGUGUUUGCUUCUUCUGGCCACGACAUGUAGGCAAAGCGACCAAACCAAAGUCAGUGAGGAUUCUCAAAGCCCAGGGCACAUCUCUGUGGUUAUCGUGGGUAGCACAGGUGACCUAGCCAAAAAAUACCUUUGGCAUGGAUUUUUCCAUCUUUAUGCUAGUCAGGUAGACAAAGGCUACACCUUCUCGUUCUAUGGAGGGGGUCUUUCCCCGGCUGAGAAUGGUACUCAGCUGCUGUUUGAGAUCCUGAAGGGACUGAAGUGUCCAUCAGAACUCACUGCAGAGCGCUGUGCACUGGUUAAGGAACAGUUCCUGCGUCUAUCACAGUACCUGCAGCUAAAGAGCAAGGAGGACUAUGAGAAGCUCAGUGAGCAGAUCCAGCAGCAGUUGAAGCAGGAAGGAAUGACUGAAGCAGGAAGGUUGUUUUACAUGUCUGUUCCAGCCUUUGCCUACGCUGACAUAGCAGAUAAGAUCAACAGCACUUGUCGGCCCCCGGCAGGAGCCUGGCUCAGAGUUGUUCUGGAGAAGCCGUUUGGCCACGAUUUCAGCAGUGCCCAGCUCCUCGCUAGUCAACUGGCCAGUUUUCUAAAAGAGAAGGAGAUGUACAGGAUUGAUCACUACUUAGGAAAGCAGGUCGUCUCCCAGAUGCUACCAUUCAGAAAAAAGAAUCAUAAACUUCUGGAUCCCAUUUGGAACAAGAACCACAUUGAAAGAAUAGAGAUUGUGGUGAAAGAAACGCUGGAUUGCAAAGGCCGGAUCCAGUUUUAUGAUCAAUACGGAGUCAUCAGAGACAUGCUCCAGAACCACCUCACAGAAAUCAUGACUCUUUUAAUGAUGAAUAUACCUGAUAAACUCUCCAACAGUAACAGUAUCCUUCAAAACAAGCUGAAGGUCUUCGAUUGGCUUGAGCCGCUUGACAGAAACAGUGUGGUUAUAGGUCAGUACCUGGAUUAUACUGCAGAGGUCCAGAAGGAACUUAACAAAACUAAGGAUCACUUCAGCUUCACCCCUACUUUUGCUGGUGUGGUCAUCACUGGUGACUCUCCCCAAUACGAUGGCAUUCCCAUAUUCAUGUCAUCGGGUAAAAUGCUCGAAGAACGUGUUGGAUAUGCUCGCAUUGUUUUUAAAAAUGAUAUAUUUUGCCUUCAGGACUACAACAGCAUCCAUUGCAAGCCCAAACAGAUUGUAUUCUAUCUGGGGCAUGGAGAACUCCAGCAGCCUGCAAUUCUUGUCAGCAAAAACUUGUUUAAACCAGCUCUGGUACACAGUGAUUGGAAAGAAGUUACUGAGCAUAAAGACCUUUCUGUGCUGGGGUCACCACUCUCCGACUAUUACGUCCAGUCUCCAGUAGUGACGACAGAGGCUUAUUACACACUCAUUUCUAAUAUAUUCCAUGCACGUAAGGACAGCUUCAUCAGCACCGAGAACCUCAUGGCAUCAUGGGCUUUCUGGACACCACUGUUAGAAAGCCUGUUCAGGGCUGUUCCUCGGUUUUACCCUGGUGGAAAUGCCAACGGUGACCUAUUAAACUUCAAGCUGCAAGGUCGGAAGGUUGCUUUCAUUAGUGAGGAGGAGGUUAAUGUGAUUCAGCAAAGUCCAGAGGAGAACUUUCAGGUCAUGCAAGGGAAGUUCCGCAGCGCUGAAAUGGUGUCGGCCUGGUCCAAGGAGCUGGUGGAACGCUUGGCCUCCGACCUGCUUAACAUAGCGGAGGAGGUCGUUCAGAGUGAAGGUCAGUUCCAUCUGGCCUUGUCAGGUGGCUCCAGUCCCAUUUCACUGUUUCUUGAGCUGGCUUCGCACCACUAUACCUUUCCAUGGAGUCAGACUCAUGUAUGGCUGGCUGAUGAACGCUGCGUGCCACCAACUGAGAUGGACUCGAACUUUAAUUCCAUUUACAGCCAUUUGCUGCAGCAUAUCCGCAUUCCUUACUUCAACAUCCAUCCUAUGCCAGUGCAGCUCAACCAGCGCUUGUGUGUAGAGGAAGAUGGAGGCGCACUGAUUUAUGAAAAGGAAAUAAGCAGACUGGUUAACGGCUCCAGGUUCCAUUAUAUACUGCUAGGUGUAGGUGAGGAUGGCCACACUGCUUCACUGUUCCAGGACACGAAACUGGACGAUAGUGAGGAAAGACUGGUGACCUUGACCGAAAGUCCAGUUAAACCCCACCAGCGUAUGAGCCUUACUUUCAGUGCCAUUAACAAAGCAAACAGGGUUGGUAUUUUAGUGAUGGGGAAGAGAAAACACGAGCUUGUUGUUCAGCUCAGUAGAAUUAAGGGUAAAACAGAAAGGUACCCAGUCACAAGUGUACAGCCAAAAAAUGGAACUCUAACAUGGUAUUUAGAUUAUGAUGCACUUUUAGGAUGAAAAGGAUGCUAGGCUGGAAAUUAGGAAAUAUUUCAAAUGAUUGAUUUAAAGAAAAAUUUAUAUAAACACACACAAGGAAAACAUUGGGGGCAAGACACGAGUACUCUGGACAGGGUGGCAGUCUAUCACAGGGCUUCAGCCAUCCGCCCAACAGACAUAGCCAUUCAUGUCUGUUUAGAUGCCUGGCCGGCUGAUAGCACUGCUGAGAUCUGAACCCCGACCUCAGCAGCAGUGGGCUAGCAUAACAGACCACUGAGCCUCUCAAGUACCCCCCCUAUACAUACACACACACACAUUUAUCAGAUUUCAGGGAUGUUUUGUAGCUGUUCGGUUAGGUUGCAAGGGAAAUUUACUGUGAAUUUGUAAAUUAAAUAGUCUUUUUUGCACUUAAUUACUAAAAAGAUUAAAGAAAUAUAAUUUUUUAAAAUAAAGUUGGGUACAAUAUAUGCUGUAUUUAGGUUAAAAAGGUUAUAAAAGGUUAUUUCUGCCUUAUAAGAUUGGUAGUGGCACCCAGAAAUGACACAGAAGUGUGGCAUAUACUUUAGCACUAUGAGCUUAUUACUAUACUGUAAUAGCUCAAUCAUUCACACACACUGUAUGGUUAAAAUAUAUGUUCACACCCAUUCUAUAGUAACAGGUGUAUGAAGUCAAUUACAUAAAAUUAAUUUUAUGCAGGCCGCUUAGGUGGCGCAGCGGUAAAACGCGCUAGCACACCAGAGCUGACAUUUUGAACUUGUCGAUUCGAAACUCAGCUCUGCCAUCUGGCUGGCUGGGCGGCUGCACGAACAACAAUUGGCUUGUUGAUGCAGUUAUGACCUCUGCUGGCUGAUUGACCUGCACAGAGUCGAGGGAUAAUGCGUUGAUCAGGGUGUGGCUCUCUGGACACAAAGCUUAACUCGCCUUGUGCAGGUGAAAAAAUGCAAUUGGAUAUGACUAGAUUGGGAGGAAAUUGCAAAAAAAUAAAAUAAAAUAAAAAUAAUACAUUUUAUGCUUCCAACUCCUUUUUAACCAGGUGUGUGCACAAAGUGAAGUCCAUACAGUCAUUUUUUGAGUUAACUGUGACCUGUGGUGCUAAUGUGCUGGUGUGUAGAUGCUUGAGGGCCUAGACAGUUUGACACAUUUGCUGGGACCAUGAUGUCUGGUCAUCAGUCCAUGAACUGAAGUUCAAUUAUAAGAAGAAGCAACAAAUGCAGCUAAAGAUUAAGGUAGGAAUUACUUUUUCACAGAGGGCCAGUUGGUUUUGAAUGUAUCAUUGUUUUUUUUUUUAUUGUUUUUUUUAACUUAUAAUUACAUACUUUUUGUUAAUAUUUGGAUAUUUGGAGUUAAAAUCUGUUUGUACAUUUGGAGAUGUAUGUACUUGGAACAUAUGAAAUAACAAAAACAAAAGUGGUUGAUUAUUGUUGGUUACCCUUGAUUACAGUUGUAGCUAAAGGUAGGUUUCUGGCAGCACUGCCUUGGCUUUAAAGGCAAACAUUCCAAACAUGCCCAUAAUGUAGCAGGUAUAUUCAAGAUACAUUCCUUAGAAAAAGUGCCUUAUCAUUGCUGGUUUUGUUACUCGUGUUUAAGGACCUGUUUACACCACACAAAUGCCUUAAUGUUUUCAUUAAUUAAAUGAUAAACUAUCCAAUUUAUUUUAAACCUGAGAGUAAAAAUAAAUCUUUGUUGACAACUUGGGUGAGAAGGGAGAAAGUUUAAAUGUUUGAAUGUUGUGGUUUAAAUGUUACACAGAUGACUAUCCAUUACAGUGGUGCAAAAUAUGAAAAAGGAAAAAUAAAUUUUAUAUGAAUGA
Trichomycterus rosablanca is the source of this 4163-nucleotide messenger RNA. It is a transcript of the gene h6pd, whose product is annotated as hexose-6-phosphate dehydrogenase (glucose 1-dehydrogenase). The record is from RefSeq and is a predicted model, not a curated record. Gene Ontology annotation, molecular function: 6-phosphogluconolactonase activity; NADP binding; glucose-6-phosphate dehydrogenase activity. Gene Ontology annotation, biological process: pentose-phosphate shunt; pentose-phosphate shunt, oxidative branch; glucose metabolic process. Gene Ontology annotation, cellular component: endoplasmic reticulum. The transcript is spliced from 4 exons. The coding region runs from base 2 to 2374 and encodes 790 amino acids. Lineage: Eukaryota; Metazoa; Chordata; Actinopteri; Siluriformes; Trichomycteridae.